This is a messenger RNA of Microthlaspi erraticum, 684 nucleotides long. NCBI's taxonomy places the organism in Eukaryota, Viridiplantae, Streptophyta, Magnoliopsida, Brassicales, Brassicaceae. The record is from the annotation of a GenBank genome assembly.
AUGGAGAUGAUCUCAAAACCCACCAAAAAGCUGCUUCCUUUAUUCAUCAUCACUACUCUGUUCGUCUUCUAUUCCCAUCCUGCGAUGGUGGCUACUGAAGAAGACGAUAUAAGAUGCUUACGUGGAAUCAAAAGCUCACUUUACGAUCCUCACAACGCGCUUAAGUCAUGGAACUUCGCUAACACUAGCGUCGGAUUCCUCUGCAGUUUCGUGGGUGUGUCUUGUUGGAACAAUCAGGAGAACAGGAUUAUCAGUCUCGAGCUUCGAGGAAUGGGUUUGUCCGGUCGAAUUCCAGAAUCUCUAAAAUUCUGUGGGAGCUUACAGAAACUGGAUCUCUCUAGGAAUCGGUUAUCUGGUAACAUCCCUACAGAGUUAUGUAAGUGGUUGCCGUUUUUGGUGUCUCUUGAUCUGUCGAAGAAUGAAUUAAACGGUGAGAUUCCUCCUGGUUUAGCCAAGUGUACCUUCGUCAACUCUUUGGUUAUGUCUGAUAACCGGUUAUCUGGUCAUAUCCCGGUUCAGCUCUCGGGUUUGGUUAGAUUAGAGAGGUUCUCUGUCUCUAACAAUGAUCUAACAGGUCGCAUCCCAUCUUUCUUCAACUCACCAAAUUAUUCUUCUGAUGAUUUCAAAGGGAACAAAGGUCUUUGUGGUCUUCCUUUGUCUUCGAGUUGUGGAGGCUUUAUCUGA